Messenger RNA from Trichoplusia ni (cabbage looper), 1828 nucleotides. RefSeq names its product UPF0061 protein Pfl01_0444-like. Lineage: Eukaryota; Metazoa; Arthropoda; Insecta; Lepidoptera; Noctuidae. The coding region runs from base 116 to 1786 and encodes 556 amino acids. The transcript is spliced from 12 exons. The record is from RefSeq and is a predicted model, not a curated record.
UUUUGCCAUAGACUAGUAAUGGCGGUCAGUUCAAUAUUUUCUGAUUUUUAAUGUGUUUUUCUUUUUCUUUUAAUAAUUGUUAACAAUUGAGUUAAAAUUAAUUAAAAAUUUCGCUAUGAAAAUGGAAGGAGAAAGUUCACCAUUAAAGAGAAAUUUAACUGAGUGGCGAUUUAGCCAAUACCCUAAAUACAUUUUAUUGCCGAUCGAUGAGAACCACGACCAGAUUAGGUCAAAUAUAAAAAACGUUGUGUUUUCUGAGGUAACUCCUCGACCACUUGAACGCAACAUAAGGCUUGUGUGUGCAUCACAGGAUGCCUUAACCAAUAUUUUGGACAUGGAUCCCGACAUGGCCAAUCGUGAGGAGUUUGCCGAAUUCAUUGCUGGUCGUAAACUGCCGUAUGGAGCUUUACCUGUAGCACAUAGAUAUGGUGGACAUCAAUAUGGCUUGUGGGUAGGACAACUUGGUGAUGGUAGAUCUCAUAUCCUUGGAGAAUAUGUUAAUCGUCGCGGAGAAAGAUGGCAGAUCCAGCUUAAAGGUUCAGGACAAACGCCGUACGCUCGCGUGCAUGACGGACGCGCAGUGCUCCGGUCUGCUAUCAGAGAGAUGAUCGCAUGCGAAGCCUGCCAUUUCUUGGGCAUACCAUCUACUCGAGCUGCAGGAUUAGUUGUGAGCGACGAAGCGAUAGUCAGGGAUGUGUACUACAAUGGAUGCCCUCGGCGCGAGCGUGCGGCCGUGGUGCUGCGUCUGUCCCCAAAUUGGUUCCGCUUCGGAUCCCUCGAGAUACUGUCUAGGACCGGAGAGAUCGCCGUGUUGAGGCAACUGUCUGAUUUUAUUAUAAAGGAAUAUUUCCCAGAUAUCCAAUUAUCGGACGAGAAUCGUUUCAUUAGAAUGUUUUCUGAAAUUGCGCACAAAACAUUGGACUUGGUCGCCAAAUGGCAAGGUUUGGGUUUCACCCAUGGUCUAUUAAACACAGACAACAUGAGUCUUCUAGGCCUCACCAUGGAUUUUGGACCCUUCGGUUUCGUGGACUCCUAUGACGGUGGAUUCGUCGCUAACUGCUCUGAUGGCGAAGGACGGUAUGCUCUUGCUAAGCAACCAGAUGUGGUGGUAUGGAACAUAGGUCAGCUCGCCAAUGCUCUGAAGCCUCUAUUAACUUCUUCUCAACAAGUCCACAUGUCACACAUUCUGAAGACUUUGGACACCUACUGCAAGAAUAAAAUAUUGGAAACGUUCCUCAUGAAGAUAGGUUUGAAAGAAGAGCGUUGGGGUGAUGAGCAACUGGUAGAGAAGCUUCUGGAUAUGAUGCAACAGACUGGUGCAGACUUUACUGCCACUUUCAGACAACUUGCUGAAUUAGAGCCAAGUGAGAUGGUAAGUGAGAUUAAGCUAGAGGAGAAGUGGUCGUUAAAGCGGCUGUCGUCUCAUGCUUCGUGGGGAUGCUGGCUGGAUCAGUACCGCGAGAGACUCGACAAAGAAGCGGGUGUUCUACCUGUGAACAGUCGUGUGGUCGAUUGUGGUGUUACCGCUGUUGACGCCAGCUCCUCUGGCUUGUUCGAAGACGAACGUCGCAGGCGCAUGUUGAGUGCCAACCCAGUGUAUGUGCCACGGAACUGGCUGCUGCAUGAGGCAAUUGUUGAUGCUGAACAGGACGAUUAUCAAAAGGUACGCUUUUUGCUGGAAGUUCUAAGAAAUCCGUUUGAAGUGAACCCUGAAGCUGAGAAGCGAGGCUUUUCAGCGCAGCCACCACAGUGGGCGUAUGCUUUGAAAGUCAGUUGUUCCAGUUGAAUGUUUGUCUUCUCUUAAAAUAAAUAUUUAUUAUUUACUAAA